This is a messenger RNA of Melanotaenia boesemani (Boeseman's rainbowfish), 995 nucleotides long. It is a transcript of the gene atp6v1g1, whose product is annotated as ATPase H+ transporting V1 subunit G1. The coding region runs from base 137 to 493 and encodes 118 amino acids. NCBI's taxonomy places the organism in Eukaryota, Metazoa, Chordata, Actinopteri, Atheriniformes, Melanotaeniidae. Gene Ontology annotation, biological process: proton transmembrane transport. Gene Ontology annotation, cellular component: vacuolar proton-transporting V-type ATPase complex. The record is from RefSeq and is a predicted model, not a curated record. The transcript has 3 exons. Gene Ontology annotation, molecular function: proton-transporting ATPase activity, rotational mechanism.
UCGUGACGCAGCAUCAGCUGACUGCAGAGGAAGAGCAGUCCUCCGUCGACCUUCGCUGUUCAGCUUCGUUUCUCCGGUUCUUGUCCGUUUCGUCCUUCGGUUCUUGCUCCGGUCUGUCCAGCUCCGCUUCCCCGGCAUGGCGAGUCAGUCUCAGGGCAUCCAGCAGCUGCUGCAGGCUGAGAAGAGGGCCGCGGAGAAGGUGGCCGAAGCCCGCAAACGUAAGAAUCGGCGUCUGAAGCAGGCCAAGGAGGAGGCCCAGGCUGAGAUCGAGCAGUACCGCCUGCAGAGGGAGAAAGAGUUCAAGACCAAAGAGGCUGCUGCUCUUGGUUCCCAUGGUAACAGCGCUGUGGAGGUGGACCGUGAUACAGCGGAGCGGAUGGGUCGCAUCCAGAACAGUUACCGUGGUAACCGGGAGGCGGUCCUGGGCGAGCUGCUGCGACGCGUCUGCGACAUCCAGCCGGAGUUUCAUGCAAACUACCGUGUGGCUGGCUGAGGGGCGGAGCCAUUACUAGGACCAGAGGGGCGGGGCAGACAUGGAGAGACGGCCGUUAGCUUGGUUAGCUCGGUUAGCGACCUGACGGUGUGGAAGCUGUUAUCUGGACAGUGUGUUAUCGCCAUGGUUUCAUCUGGACAGUGUCUCCUCAUGUGUUCCUGCUCCACUGGAAGAUGGCACCCCAUGUUGUUGUUGUUUACAGAGUAUUUAUAUUUCACGGUCAACCUUUAAUUUCCUCCUGAACCUGAAAGUCUCCAGCCAGUCAAAAUGAACCAGCAAGGCUCUGAUUGGUUGUUUUAUUUGCAGCUCUCUGAUCACUGAUCUGAUUGGCUGGCUGGAGGAAGAGUAACAGCUUUUCAUGUAAACCCGAACAGUUCCGCUUUGCUUGUGACCAUGUGACUUCCUGUUGUUGUUUGUGACCAUGUGACUUCCUGUUGUUGUUUGUGACUGUGACUUCCUGUUGUUGUUAAGAUGAAAAAUAUUAAAGUGAACGUUGAUUGGC